AGCCUUCCGAACUGUAGACAGUCGAAAAUAGCUCUCUCUCCCGCCACAAUUUCUGAUGCUGUCUCUCUUCAUCCUCAGUCCCGGAAAACGUUGUCGUAUCAACAAACCUUUCUUCAAACUCCGUCAAUUUCAUCUCCACACACUCUCUCUCCUGCCCAAAAGAAACAAACUGAAGAAACACUCCAAUAUCUCAGCCAACAACUGGAACACAACCCACAAAUUUGUACUCUCAAACCCCACUCUCUCUCUCCUCGAAUCAAAAUGCAAUUCCAUGAUCCACCUGAAGCAGAUCCAGUCCCAAAUGAUCGCCACCGGACUUUCUUCAGACGGGCUCGCUUACAGCCGGCUAGUAGCUUUCUGCGCACUCUCUCCGAUGGGCGAUCUCGAUUAUUCCAAAAGAUUGCUUUUUGCGAUGCAGAAUCCGAACGCAUUUUCUUGGAACAUAGUCAUCAGAGCCGUUAGCGAGAGCGAAACCCCGUCGGAGGUUUUUGUUCUGUACAAACAAAUGUUGGCUGUUGUUAGUUAUAGUGGUGUUUGUUUGAGGCCUGAUAAUUACACUUUUCCUUUACUUUUCAAGACUUGCGCUAGAUUUUCGCUCUCUCGUUUGGGUCAUGGGAUUCUUGUUCAUGUGUUGAAGAUGAAAUACGACGGCGAUGUAUUUGUUCACAACUCGUUGAUUCAUUUCUUGGUUUCUUGCCGGGAGUUGGAGGCUGCCAACAAGGUGUUUGAUGAAAGUUGUGUGAGAGACUUGGUUUCUUGGAAUUGUUUGAUUAAUGGGUAUGCAAGGAGUGGGAGAGGGAAUGAGGCUUUGAGGGUAUUCAGGGAAAUGGAAAAGGGGAGCGAUGUCGCUCCAGACGAGGUUACUAUGAUUGGUGUUGUUACGGCUUGUACGAAUUUGGAAGAUUCGACUCUCGGCCAUGAAUUCCAUCGGUAUAUAAUAGACAGAAGAUUGAAUAUGACAGUCCCACUUACAAAUGCACUUUUGGAUAUGUAUGUAAAAUGUGGCGAUCUUGAAGAAGCGAAGGAGUUGUUUGAGAAGAUGGAGGAAAAGACUAUGGUGAGCUGGACUACAAUGGUAGCAGGGUGUGCAAAAUCCGGGCAGUUGGAUCUUGCUCGUAAACUGUUCGAUAAAAUGCCUGAGAAGGAUGUUGUCCCGUGGAAUGCAAUGAUAAGUGCUUGCGUCCAAUCCCACCGAGCCAAAGAAGCACUGUCUUUGUUCCACGAGAUGCAAGAAUUGAAAAUCGAUCCCGACGAGGUAACCAUGGUCAGCUGCUUAUCCGCUUGCUCGCAGCUCGGAGCACUCGAUGUCGGAAUUUGGAUUCAUCACUACAUCGAGAAACACAAUCUCUUCCUCAACGUUGCUCUCGGUACAGCUUUGGUCGACAUGUACGCAAAGUGCGGUAACAUCAAAAAGGCCAUUCAGGUCUUCCACGAGAUUCCUGGCAGAAACGCAUUGACUUUCACCGCCAUGAUUGGUGGAUUAGCACUCCACGGAGAUGCAAAACAUGCCUUAUCGUGUUUUCUUGAGAUGAUCGAUUCCGGUUUAGUCCCCGACGAAGUAACUUUUCUCGGAAUUUUGACAGCUUGCUGCCAUGGUGGUUUAGUGGAAGAUGGUCGAAGAAUAUUCUCUCAAAUGAGCUCGAAGUUCAAAAUCUCCCCGAAAAUUAAACACUAUUCGUGCAUGAUCGAUCUUCUUGGUAGGGCGGGUCUUUUGAAGGAGGCUAUAGAACUUCUCGAGAGUAUGCCUAUAGAAGCGGAUGCAGUGGUUUGGGGGGCCAUGUUUUUCGCAUGUCGAAUGCAUAAAAAUAUUGAAUUGGGAGAGAGAGCUGCUACGAGACUUCUUGAAUUGGACCCGAGUGAUAGUGGGAUAUACGUUUUGCUUGCGAAUAUGUAUGUGGAAAGAAAUAUGUGGGAAAAAGCUGGAGAAGUGAGGAAGAUGAUGAGAGAGAGAGGAGUGGAUAAGACACCUGGCUGCAGCUCUAUCGAGGUUGAUGGAAAUGUGUACGAGUUUAUAGUUAGAGAUAAGUCGCAUUCUCGAUCGAAAGAGAUAUACGAGUCUUUGGUUCAGUUGUCGGAAGAGAUGAAGGUUUUUGAGUGUGUGUCGGAUAUCAAGGAUGAUUUCUUGUUUGCUUCUGAAGUUGGCAGGUAAUGAGUUCCCCGCGGAGCAAAAAAUCGGGAUUUGCUAAAGAUGGCGAUCGCGGUUGGUUCUGAUACGAGAUUUUUUGUAAGUCUUGUUUCGCGAUAAAUUGCAUUCAACGAGACAUAUAUUAUUACUUCUUACAACUCUUGAACAGCACAACAACAAUGGAAAAGUAAUCGACAAAUCUCAGGUUAGAAAUGGCUAUUGUCGAUUGCAACUGCAUUUAUUAAAUAAAAUAAAUGUCGAUUCACAAUUGUCUCCUGAAUUAUUUAGUACGGAAUUCGACGUUGGAUACUAUUUUUUGAAAGCUAAACCAACUUCUGUUUGCCCACCCUAAUACCUCCAUCUUAACUACCGUACAUUGUUCUUACCAUUUGAUGAUGCUGAGGUCCCUACGAAAUGAACACACGUGAACUAAGCCGGAGGUUGAUCCGGCGGAAACCCCUCCGACGUUCAAGUCAGAUGUACGGAUCGUGGAGAUUGUAGAUAGAAUAAGCACUAUAGAUUAUUUGUGGAUAAUAGCUUAACAAAUGAAUAAAAACCUCUAUUUAUAUGUGUUGAUUGAGUUGAGUUUAUUUUGUUGGGCCCAAGCCUUAUUUUGAAGGUGCUUGGGCUUUCGUGUAGUGGACCCAAUUAUUAGACAAAUUGGGGGCCCAUUGAAUCGGCCCAAUUAGAUAUAUCACCAUU
This is a messenger RNA of Erythranthe guttata (spotted monkey flower), 2827 nucleotides long. It is a transcript of the gene SLO1, whose product is annotated as SLOW GROWTH 1. Gene Ontology annotation, molecular function: protein binding; RNA binding. Lineage: Eukaryota; Viridiplantae; Streptophyta; Magnoliopsida; Lamiales; Phrymaceae. The record is from RefSeq and is a predicted model, not a curated record. Gene Ontology annotation, biological process: RNA modification.